CUCUGCCCUGUCCCUGUGCCCUGGAGAGCUGUGCGGAGGAGCAUCGGCUGCUCUGUGCUGCCGCUCUGUGGGGAGCUGGGGGUACUGCAGGCUCUCUGUAGGGGGCAGCCUCCCGUGGAUUAGAGCGGAGUGCACGCAUUCUCUUCCUCUCCUCCCUCCUGUAUCCUCACCUCCCUCUCUCUCCCAUUCAGAGGCACUCGCAAUCUUCCUGCACUUUUCUGCCUCACCUGAAUUCCUCUGCUCCUCUUCUGCUGAGAUGCAGCUCCUCACCCUGCUGCACUGACACCACCUGCACUCCAGCCUCCUGCAUCUGACACCUGUGCUCCAGCCUUCUGCAACUGGACUCCACCCUGCUGCACGGACACCUUUGCUCCACCCUGCUGCACUUACACCUGCACUCCAGCCUUCUGCAACUGACACCUGUGCCCCAACCUGCUGCAACUGACACCUGUGCCCCAACCUGCUGCAACUGACACCUGUGCCCCAACCUGCUGCACUGACACCUGUGCCCCAACCUGCUGCAACUGACACCUGCACUCCAGCCUUCUGCAACUGGACUCCACCCUGCUGCAACUGACACCUGCACUCCAGCCUUCUGCAACUGACACCUGUGCCCCAACCUGCUGCACUGACACCUGUGCCCCAACCUUCUGCAACUGACACCUGCACUACAGCCUUCUGCACCUGGACUCCACCCUGCUGCAACUGACACCUGUGUCCCAGCCUGCUGCACCUGGACUCCACCCUGCGGCAUCUGACACCUGUGCUCCAGCCUUCUGCACCUGGACUCCACCCUGCUGCAACUGACACCUGUGUCCCAACCUGCUGCACCUGGACUCCACCCUGCGGCAUCUGACACCUGUGCUCCAGCCUUCUGCACCUGGACUCCACCCGGCUGCAACUGACACCUGUGCUCCAGCCUGCUGCAACUGACACCUGUGCUCCAGCCUGCUGCAACUGACACCUGUGCCCCAAUCUGCUGCACUGACACUAGUGCUCCAGGCUUCUGCACCUGGACUCCACCUUGCUGCACUGAUACCUUUGCUCCACCCUGCUGCAACUGACACCUGUGCUUCACCCUUCUACAACUGACACCUAUGCUCCAGCCUGCUGCUACUGACACCUGUGCCCUAACCUACUGCACUGACACCUGCACUCCACCCUUCUGCAACUGACACCUGUGCUCCAGCCUGCUGCAACUGACACCUGCACUUCAGCCUGUUGCACUGACACCUUAUCUCCACCCUGUUGCACUGACACCUGUACUACAGCCUGUUGCACUGACACCUUAUCUCCACCCUGUUGCACUGACUCCUGGGCUCCUGCUGCACUGACACCUGUGCCCUACCUGUCCCUCUACCAUCACCUGCCCAGCCUGGGAUUAAUCCUCCACACUCCCUGCCACCAGGCUGGCAUCUCUAGCUGCCAGGACCCGGGCUCAGCGGUCAUGCCUUUUGGAUGCAUCAGUGUCCGCAAUGAGAAAACGUAUAAUUGCUUCUCUGAUAUCACAGACAAGUAUGAGAUCGGCCAACUUCUCUGCGCGAAGGAGUUCUGUGAGAUCUGUCUGGCCCGAGAGAUGCAGACGGACCGUCUCUACGUCUGUAAGAAGUUUCUGAAAAAGGAUGGACGGAAAGUGAGGAGGGCGGCAAAGAAUGAAAUAAUGAUCCUGAAAAUGGUGAAUCAUCCAAAUAUUCUGCAGCUGAUCGAUACUUUUGAAACCAAGAAAGAAUUUUAUAUUAUUCAAGAAUUAGCCACAGGAGGGGACGUCUUCGACUGGAUCCUGGAGCAAGGCUAUUACUCGGAGAAAGACGCCAGUAACGUGAUCCGCCAGGUGCUGGAGGCUGUAGCCUAUUUACACAACCUCCACAUUGUUCAUCGGAACCUGAAGCUGGAGAAUCUGAUGUACUACAACCAGAAUAAUCACUCCAAGGUCGUCCUGCGAGACUUCUACCUAUCAUGCUUUGAGAGUGGAGAAAUUACUGAGCCAUGUGGGACCCCUGAGUACUUGGCUCCCGAGGUGGUAUCCCGGCACAGAUACGGGCGUCCUGUUGACUGUUGGGCGGUUGGCGUGGUUAUGUAUAUACUGCUUUCUGGGAACCCCCCUUUCUACGAUGAGAACGAGGAAGAGAACGACGAGAGUCAUAACAGGAAAAUUUUCCGAAAAAUUCUGGCCGGGGAAUACGAGUUUGAUUCUCCGUACUGGGACGUCAUUUCCGCAUCAGCGAAAGAUCUUGUGUCGCGUUUGAUGGAGAUGGACCAGGAGCAGAGGAUCACUGCGCAAGACGCCGUAGGGCACAUCUGGAUCUCAGGAAAUGCCGCUUCGGAGAGGAACCUGAAAGAAGGUGUCUGCGCCCAAAUUGAAAAGAACUUUGCUAAAGCCAAAUGGAGGAAAGCCAUCCGGGUUACUACAUUCAUGCAGCGGCUCCGAGCUCCAGAGGGCACGGCCGGGCGCCUGCCGGUCACCCCACGAUCUUCCAUGAGUGUGUCGCACGAGGUCACGGUGGAAGCAUGCCCUUCGCCGCAAUCCUCCCCUUCUGAACUCAGCAUUCCGAAAGCCGUCUGGAAUCCCACCAGAGUGUUGCAGGCCACCGAAAGCGGAGAACCUUUAUCUGGGCAAGCAGAGUAUGCUGGGCCUUAGCGCGGCCUACAGUAACCACCUGGCACCCUAAAACCAAAACAAUGCCGCCUCAAAGGCAAGUGUCUCGCUUGCGAAAAACCAAAAGCUGGCGCCUCCGCCACAGACAUUUGUUAAUACGGAAAACCAAUACAUGUUUUUGGGCAGAGAUUAGAGACCGUACAAGUUGGGGAUAUAUGACCUAGCAAAAUAAGUUAUUUAAGGGGACCACCGAUGAUGCUUCAGGUAUAAGUCACCAGACGUGAGAGGACAGAACCUCCAAUUGGAGGCCCCAGGCAAGGAAUUAUUUGCUAUUAGUUUAUCUUUUCCUGGUCAAACAUUUUCUAAAUAAAGUCUCACAGGAACAUUUGUCCCUCAGCAUAGAGAACACAGUGACGUUUCACUAACAAACAGACCCACCCACCCAAGACUGAGGCCUAGUACUGAGAAAGGCGAGCGGGUGUGGGGUCUCUGGCAGGCCUGCUGUUCCUCCGCCAGUUAUUCCAACGUGAGUCCGGGUGGGUUCCCGCUGCAUGUCAUCUGCAUGUUUACAUGUUUUACGUUGAAGUGUAUACCCUUACUCCGCCACAGAGGCCGGUACCCUGGCAGUAAGGAGAUGAAACCAAUAAAAUAAGACCAAUAACUUAC
Pseudophryne corroboree (corroboree frog) is the source of this 3262-nucleotide messenger RNA. Its product is annotated as caM kinase-like vesicle-associated protein. The transcript is spliced from 11 exons. Gene Ontology annotation, molecular function: ATP binding; calmodulin binding; calcium/calmodulin-dependent protein kinase activity. Gene Ontology annotation, cellular component: intracellular anatomical structure. The coding region runs from base 1448 to 2638 and encodes 396 amino acids. The record is from RefSeq and is a predicted model, not a curated record. NCBI's taxonomy places the organism in Eukaryota, Metazoa, Chordata, Amphibia, Anura, Myobatrachidae. Gene Ontology annotation, biological process: peptidyl-serine phosphorylation.